Molecule: messenger RNA, 955 nt
Organism: Thrips palmi
Lineage: Eukaryota; Metazoa; Arthropoda; Insecta; Thysanoptera; Thripidae
Exons: 3
Source: RefSeq, a predicted model, not a curated record
UCCGUGGCGGGGCUGGCGGGGGAGGGCGAGGGCGACCGCGAUGACAUCCUGCAGGAGGCAGCCAAGCGCAUGUCGCUGGCCGCGCCGCUGGCCGAGCGUCAACAGGACCGCGACACCCUGGGCGUCGGGCCGCACGCCGGGCGCGGCCACGCCAACAAGGUGCUGCAGGACGGCAUCCUGAAGGAGAAGGUGCAGCUGCAGGAGCUGACCCGCAAGACGUGGCAGCGGAAGUGGGGCUUCCUGGCCGACCAGGAGCAGGCCUUCAAGCAGGAGGCCGCGGCCGCCGACGUGGACCAUCGGCGGGUCGGGCUGCGGGCCGAGCCGCGGACGCUCAAGCUGGUCGACGCCGUGCUGCCCUCGCCGCCCAUCCCCAGACUCAGCUCGGGGCUGGUGGGGUGGCGGUCCUCGCAGCCGGAACUGACCCUGGAGCGUGUGGGCGCGCUCUACAAGUCGCCGCUGCGGACGAUCGACCCCCCAGAGGCGCCCGGCGACGUCCCCCGGACCAGACAGUCGUUCAUCUUCUUGGGGUAGUCUAGUCGGCGUCCGGCGCGGGGGCGCGGCGGCGCGGGGGUGGCCUCCACACCAAGCGAAAAGAAUCGUCGUCCGUAAAUACCCCACUCUGGGCGACGCAGACUGCAGACGCUACCCGCGGCGCGGCCAUUUCGUCGCGGAGUAUGGCCACGCCGGGCCUGGCCGGGCCGCCCCAGAGAGGGCCGCCAUUUCGUCGGAGCAGCGAAGCCGAGCGAAGCAGCCCCUCGCUGCUACUUUCAAAUUUAUGUCUGCCGUCUGAGUCAUUUCUACUGUGUUCUCUUUUACUAGUGUGUUUGUCAGUGGACACUUUUUUUAUGCACUUUGGUUGAGACAGGGCGGGAACCAUAUUAGCUUUUAGACACAUUUUGAUAGAAUAAGAUUUUAUUGUCACAGCAAUACUUGUUUGGAUUCAUUUCGCCUUCGA